Paramecium sonneborni is the source of this 1021-nucleotide messenger RNA. Lineage: Eukaryota; Ciliophora; Oligohymenophorea; Peniculida; Parameciidae. The record is from the annotation of a GenBank genome assembly.
AUGAAUACUAAUGACAUUAUAUAUUAGUAAUAACAGGAAUAAUAAGAUAAAUAACCAAAUAUAUUUGAGAAAUUAUGUUCUUGCAUAUACUUUUUUCGCAAGAAAACCCAAAAAACUAAUGAAAAGUAUUAACUAGGAAUAGAUACACCUAAAUCACAUGUAUAAUUGAAAAAUAUAAAUAUGAGAGCAGAAAAGUUUGUGUUUUAGAUUUAGAUGAAACAUUAGUCCAUAGUUAAUUUAAAGCAGAUAAUGGUUUUGAUUUUUCAUUAGAUGUAUUAAUGUCUAAUAUUUAUAGAUCAUAGUAUAAAGUUAAUUGUUUAAAGUUUAUGUAACAAUAAGACCUGGAGUUGAAAAUUUUAUUGAGACAUUAAGUGAAUAUUUUGAAGUUAUAAUGUGGACUGCUAGUUUAAAAGAAUAUGCAGAUCCUGUUAUGGAUAUUAUAGAUCCAUCAAGAAGAGCAUUAACAAGAUUAUACAGAGAUAGUUGUACUUAAAUUUAAGGAGGUUUAACUAAAAAUUUGAAUAAAUUAGGAAGAAGUUUAAAAGAUGUUUUAAUUAUAGAUGUAAAAUUUAAUACAUUUUAGAACUCUUAAAUGUCAUUUAUUUUUUAACCAGAAAAUGGAUUUUUGAUUAAAGAUUUCAUUACAGAUAAAAAUGACAAUGAACUUGAAUCCCUUUUACCUUUUCUCAUUUGGUUAAGCUAAGUAUUUCAUAUUAUAAAUAUUAAGUAAAAUGAUGUUCGUCCUGUUUCUUAAUUAUAUAAAUAAUUUCUUAUGAAUGAAAUAACAUAAAGAAAACCUUCAAAAAAACAUUUACUUUCUUAAUCUAUGAUUUUAAACAAUUAGAAUAACAUUAAAAAGAUUGAUAUCUAAUCAUAAAGAACUCAUACAGUUAAUCAUUGUGAUGUAGAAGAAUUGGAAUUAAGAGCAGAAGCAAAUCUAAAUUCACCUAAUGUUGAAAUGAAAUUAGAAGAAUAGACUGAUGAUGAAAGUCGUGAAACAUUUUAAAUUAGUAAUUGUUGA